CUGAAAGUUUAAAAGUUUUGUUUAAUCUUAAAUUAUAUAUACCGCGUGUAAAUAUAGAACCUCGCCGAAAAACUCUGUAAGUCAACGUGAGCGGAGACCAGAUAGACAAGUAUAUGUGCCUCGAGCGAGACGAGACGCCGUUGCGCAAACAGCCAAUUCUCCCCUUAAGAUGAACCACGAAUCAAGUGAAUAUUCUCAACAAAACAAUUGUGAUAAACUCAAUAUGUACAAAAAUAAAAUGUCGUCCAACAGUAACGAAACAAUUAAUGUAAAAAAAAGUAACUUCGAAAUGAACGGAAACGGUGAUGAUUGGAAAGAUAAGCUAAUGGAUGAGGAUCGGGAUUUGUUCGAACUGCAACGCGCAUCGGAAGAGAUCAACAGGAGUAACAGAAGAAUUAUGAAACAAAGUUUCAGAUCAGAUGUACUCAUCAUUUCCGACGAACAGAAAGAGAGAAAAUCUGAACCUACCAAAUCGGAGAAAAAGACAAUCGAAAACAAACGUAAUGUUGCGUGCACGAAAGAAGAACCUAUUAUAACAGUACCAAAAUCGACACAUUAUGGUACAUCGGAAUCUCACAAAAUAAAUCCGGAAGAGGAUGACUGGGAAGCUAUGUAUGAUGAAAAUGGUGACUGUUUAGAUUCAAAGCUUUGGGAAGACCUCACGCAUAUGGUAGGAAAAGCAACAAUAUCUCCCCAAGAGAGUAAUAGCGAAAAAUCACUUCAAAAUAAAGAUAAGUCAUCUACGAUAUCAGAUGACAGUUUUGCACAUGUUUUAGAAAUCUAUGACUUUCCUGCCGAAUUUAAAACUCAAGAUCUUUUAUCAGUCUUCUCGCCCUACAAAUCGACUGGAUUUGAAAUCAAAUGGGUAGAUGACACGCACGCAUUAGCAGUUUUUAGCAGUGUACAAAUUGCCCAAGAGGCAUUGUCACAAGACCUGCCGUUCGUGAAAACGCGGCCACUACGCGAAGGUACAUCAGAGUCGAGGCAAAAGGCUCGCCGGUGUGCGGAAUUUUUGCAACCGUAUCGCACGAGGCCUGAGACGUGUCCGGCAUUAGCUCGCCGGUUAGUUAGCGGUGCAUUGGGCCUGCGCCUCAAGACGGCAGCUGCGGACCUGGAACGCGAACGCUUGCUGCUUAAAGAAGCCAAAGAAAGAAAAUUAUUAGCAAUCCGCCAAAGAGAUGAAGCGUGGGAGCAAGAAUAUACGACAAGGACAGGAAAAUAAUUUUUUU
Ctenocephalides felis (cat flea) is the source of this 1229-nucleotide messenger RNA. Its product is annotated as coiled-coil domain-containing protein R3HCC1L-like. Bases 170 to 1222 code for a protein of 350 amino acids. Gene Ontology annotation, molecular function: nucleic acid binding. The record is from RefSeq and is a predicted model, not a curated record. Lineage: Eukaryota; Metazoa; Arthropoda; Insecta; Siphonaptera; Pulicidae. The transcript is spliced from 4 exons.